Molecule: messenger RNA, 6365 nt
Organism: Pezoporus occidentalis (night parrot)
Lineage: Eukaryota; Metazoa; Chordata; Aves; Psittaciformes; Psittacidae
Gene: PGAP1
Product: post-GPI attachment to proteins inositol deacylase 1
Exons: 27
Coding region: 128-2938 (936 amino acids)
Biological process (GO): GPI anchor metabolic process; endoplasmic reticulum to Golgi vesicle-mediated transport
Cellular component (GO): endoplasmic reticulum
Molecular function (GO): phosphatidylinositol deacylase activity
Source: RefSeq, a predicted model, not a curated record
CGCCCCGCCUCCCGGGCGGUGGCGCUCCCGCCCCUCUCUGCCGUGCCUGUGUGCGCGGACAGCCCGCGUGGGGAGGAGGGCUCCUCUCCUCUCCGCUCCGCUCCUCACCUCAGCGCGGCGGGGCGCCAUGGGGCGGGUGGGGCGCCGACUGCCAGCGUUGGCAGCGCUCUUCUACGGGGCACUGGCAGCGCUGGUGCUGCUGGGGGUGCGGGACGUGCUGUUGGUCUACGAGGAGAACCGGUGCAGCAUGACCUACAUGUACGAGUACCCCGAGUACCUGAAAAUAAAACUACCCAAGAAAACAGCCAGACGAUACCCAGCAUAUGAGCUGUAUCUCUAUGGGGAAGGGAACUACGCCAAAGAAAACAAAAAUCUCCUACUGACAGGAAUUCCAGUUCUUUUUCUUCCUGGGAAUGCUGGCAGUUACAAACAAGUACGUUCUCUUGGCUCCAUUGCACUUAGAAAAGCAGAAGAUGUUGAGUUCAAGUAUCAUUUUAAUUUCUUCAGUGUCAACUUUAAUGAGGAGUUGGUUGCAUUGUAUGGUGGUAGUCUGCAACGACAGACCAAGUUUGUGCAUGAAUGCAUAAAAGUAAUUCUUAAGUUGUACAAGGAUCGAGAAUUUGCGCCGAGCAGUGUUGUAAUAGUAGGUCAUUCCAUGGGUGGUCUUGUUGCAAGGGCAUUGCUUACUCUGAAGAAUUUUAAGCCUGAACUUAUAAACCUCCUUAUUACACAAGCCACACCUCAUGUUGCACCUGUAAUGCCUUUGGACAGAUAUCUUACUGAUUUUUAUACAUCUGUAAACAAUCAUUGGAUUCUAAAGGCCCAAGAGUUAAGAAAUUUAACUACCCUUUCUGUGGCGGGAGGAUUCAGAGAUUACCAAGUUCGUUCAGGACUGGCUUUUCUACCAAGAUCAAGUCAACAUGACAGUGCCUUAUCUGUUGUGAGCUCAGCUGUGCCUAGAGCUUGGGCCUCAACAGACCAUCUCUCCAUAGUGUGGUGCAAAGAAUUGAUCCUGGCUACCAUUAGAGCUUUUUUUGAUCUCAUAGAUGAAAAUACAAGGCAGAUAACUGAGGAUCCCAAGAAGAGGAUGUCUGUACUGAAUCACCACUUUGUGAGACAUCCUGCCAAGAUAUUUGAGGAAAAUCCUGAAGCUUUUACAGAACUCACAGGAACUUUCACGUGGAUUACAGUCAAAGCCUCAAAAUGGACUUACUCAGUUUACAAUGAUUCUGAUGGAAAAUAUUUCACAUUUCCUCUUGCAAGUCACAGAAAAUCCUACAGUCAUGUUUACUGUGAAAGCACUCUGUUGGACACAAGUAGCUGGAUUUUUGGCUGUAUGAACAGUAAUUCACCAAUGUGCCUGGAAGCUACUGACUUAUCCUGGAAAGCUGAGUUACUUCCAACCACCAAGGUUGUCAUGCUAAAACUUCAGGACCAUCCUUCUUUGUCCCACAUUGUCAUUCAGGUACCACCCACAGUUGGCAAUAAGUAUACUUUGAAGUGUGAAUUCUUCAAAGAGGAUUCCAGAACAGUACAGCUUCCUGUAACGCAUCUGUUUUCAUUUGGGCUUUCUUCAAGCAAAAUUCUAUUAAAUUCAACUGGCUUACUUUACAAUGUACAGCUCCAGCACUUCAACCGAAUAUAUCAAGCUUUCAAAAUUUAUAUAGAGAGCCACUGCCAGUCACUCAAAGAAAGAACACCUAGUGUUUACAGACUUCAUAUACCCUGGUCACAUGAAGACUCCAUAAUUGUAGCAAAAAUUCCAUCUUCAACUGAGAUUUCUGCAAAGCUGCAUAGUGCUCAGCCUCAGAAUGAGAGCAGGGUUCCAGAGUUAAAUAUUUACUCUUCCUCAGACUGUCAGUACGAAGUAAUUCUGAAGACCUCACUUUUACAGGUUCUUGGGCAACUUAUAAGGUUCCAUGCUGGUGCUCUUCCGGCCUAUAUUGUUUCUAAUAUUCUUCUUACUUAUGGAGGACAAUUGAGCACAUUGGUAUCAACAGGCCAGUGUUCAGACUUUUCCCUUGAACUAGUUAGGACAGCUAAACCCUACAAAGUAGAACCUCUUAUAAGCAUUGUUGUGUUUCUGCAGGGGUUUAACUGGUUUAGAGAGAGAUGGGAAUCACUGUCACUACCAGAGAUGGAUGCUGCUGUACUGAGCAGUCGGGAUGCAUGGUUCCCCCUUGUGUCCCUGAUUCUAUUUCUUUUUGGGACAGGCAUUGCCUACUGGAGUGGAGUAUUUUUCUCUACAUCUCUGAGACUCUUCUCUUCACUAUGGUUAACUAUGAUGAGACCUCCUGUGCUUCAAAAAGAUAAGUUGAUUACACCCAGAAGACUCUGUGGGGCGUUAUCCCUUGCUCUAGUUAGCUGGAUCACUUGUGGUGCACUUGCUGUAGUCAUUGUUUAUCUUCAAUACUUGUUUAAGGUUAUAAAACUGCACAUGAAUGUAAAAUCAGAACAAAACACGCUCAAUGGGGAUUCAGGCUGCUCAAAAGAAACUUCACAGAACUCCAGGAUACACACAGUCAAAAACCAGAGUUCAGUGGACAGUAUUCCAGAAGCAACACAGUCUCUUUCCAGCAGUACCAUUGCUGAAGCUGUUAACAGUCUUAAGAUGCAUGUUACAAUUCUUAAUUUAUUCACAUGGAUCGUGCUGCUCAACUUGCCAUCCUUAAUUUAUUGGUUAAAAAAUCUCAGGUACAAUGUUAAACUUGAUCCUGAUCCAUGUAGAUCUACAGCUAUUAUCAUCACAUGCAUUUUAGAAAUUCUCAUGAAUUCAAGUUCCUCUGAAGUGAAAUCAAGUAAACUCUUGAAGAUCACAGCUAAAGUUCCACUUCCCUUGUCUGUUGCGAUGCUGGCCUUUGGACGAAUGCAUUUAUACAAAGUACCAGACUUCGUGACUUUUUUUCUUCUUCUACACGUGCUGUGUUGUGUUGUGUAACAUUUGUUAUGCAUAGAAAGAACAGCGCAGCCCAGAAACUGAACAUUGGAGAUGAGGCAAAUUUCAACAAAGGAAUGCCUAGGUCAAUACCAUCCUUAGUUUACAUUCUAUGGGAAAGGGGACAGAACUGUGAAUCUUUAUGGGAAGUUUGUGGUUCUGUUCAUGUUGCUUAGAAGUUUUUUCAUGGUGUUUAUUUCCUGACUGUGAAAAGUAAGUUAAUUAACUAUUGUGUCUAAGCACAUAAAUCGUAUCAGUGUAACAUCUUGGUACUGUUAGCCUUGUAGACACUCUGGUAUUUAACUACACUUCUUUGCUGAAAUGGACUUUUUUUUACUCACUAUGCCAUACAGUGCAUCUGUUCUGAACUUGCAUCUCUUGCAGGUCUAAAUUAUGCUGGUUAAAACUCAACACAUUUCAAGCACACUGUGACUAUCACAAAAACUACACAACCAAGUAUACUUUCAAUCAUUUUAUGUUACAUUUAAAAGCUGCCACAGUUGUGACUAGACAGACUAGAAUGUACUGCUUAUUUAAAACUGUUAUUUCUAUCAGAUCAUUUGUUCAAUCAGUAUGAAUUGAACAUUUGUGAGAUUAUUGGAAGUCUUACACAUUUUACUUUUUGUGAGAGAACAACAAUAUUCUGUGUAGCUUUCUAUUCAGGAAGGAUACCAGCAGAUUCAUAAAUAAUUUGCUGUAAUGUUGUUUUAAAACAUUGUCAGUUUUCUCUGGAAUUUUGUCAAUUCUGAAAUCACUCCUUGGACCUUGUCCAUAUGUAGAAGCUAGCAAACACUGAGGUAUGGUGUGUUUUUAUGGUGCAGUUGCUGUAAACACACUGUUUCCAAAUAGACAAGGCAGGGCUUUUUUCCUCUUCUCAAUCAGCUGUCUCAUAACAAAUAUCCAUACAUGAAAUUAAUAUGAAAUAGUUAACAACAACUCAUGCCCUGCCAUACAGUGCUAACUUCCUCAUGUGAACAAACAAUUAAUAGUGGGAAAAACUGACCAUAAUUUUUAGCUCUGUAUAAAGUAUUAGUGCCUAGAUGCUACAGUGACUGCCAUUUAUAACAAAUCCUAAAAUACCUUUGUGUAAGGAAUUCUGUCCCCUGGGUUUGUGUUUUGCCAACAGAAGAAAUCUCAGUAGCCAUUAGGUGAUAAUGAUGCAUUGAUUUUGCAUAGAGAUGAGCCUACUAUUUGCUUCUGCAUUAGCUGUCUCCGCUCUGUCCAAGAUAGCUGCUAUCUUCAUAUGGAAAUAUCAGAUUACAUGAAUAAUAAGAGGAAAUCUGCUACCUGCAGUCAAUCAAGUAUGUUCUUGAUACAGUAGUACAGCCAGCCUGACCCAUUAAUUUUAUGGUAUCUCAUUAAUCUUGCCUGAAGUGCCUCAGUUAGUUCUAGUGUGUUGUUAGGGUCAAUGAAUUUGAGAUGGCUGGAAAGAAUUCGAACAGUAACUUUCUGAAAUGAAGGACAAAUGUGAAGUAAGCAUGUGUUUCGUGUGCUUAUAUGCAAGUCAGCAGUUCAGAUUAUCGCUAAGUCAUUCAAACUGCUUUAACUGUGUAGAACUUCUGUAGUUAACCAGACCACUGUCACUGCUAUCAGUAAUCUGUGUGCUGGUAUUCUGGUCUUAACCUGUUUUAGAAAAGGUUAGAUUAUACAUAGUGUCUAUAAAUGGGAAAAGUUAUUUCAAUAGAUUAUAUCUUGAUACUUUGUAGUCAAAUGUAUGCUACAGUAUAUGUAUGUAAGAUAAUUUCUGUGUCUAAAUAUACUUGUAGCAAAAUCCACCAGUUGGGUUAACUUAAUAAUUGCUGUUCAGACAUACAAGAAUAGAGUAGCUAUUCUACUUUCAAAUAGCUGUGAAUGAAAGAUGGUGGCAGCACUGCAUCGGGGCUGGUAAAAGGCUGUCUGUGAAAGGAUCUGAUUUUUGUGAAUGAUAAUUUUCCUUGGCCUUCACGAUAGUUUUGGUAUACCACUGAUUUUGUUUUGUCAUUUUAAUGGGCUCUUUAUGCACAAAUGCAUUUGUUGUUGUUUGUAGAACAAAAUAAUAAUCAGAAUAAAGAGAGCAGACGGUUCUCUCUGAGAGCUUAGGUGUCUGAUCCCAACUAGAUUUUCUGUAUAAUCAGAGGAGGGGGAUAGGCUUAGAGCAACCCCAGAGAACAAUUAAUCCCCUUCUGAGAGAGGAUGCCUAGUUGCCAUUCUGAAAAUGCAAGAUUUUGCAACAGUCUGAAAUUGUUUUUCAGGUAAAAUAUACUGAUUGAUUGUUAUUACUUUUGGAGAAGAGACUUCUGUUAUGUGAAUGUCUGGUUCUGCCACUGUUUGUAAUUAUAAUCGCUGCAGAAACAUAGGCUAAACCAGUAUAAAUACUUCUAAUUGUGUAUAUGAGGAAGUGUAAGUAUCCCUUAUUAUGAGUGGGCUGCAUCUAUAAAACAGCUUUGGCAAAUAUAUUGUAAUGUGUCUUAGUACCUUUAAUAUUCCAGUUUCUCCUUUAAAUUUUAGAUUAUCUAGACUGUGUGGGAGAAGAUUGAGACCCAAAUUAACUUGUAAUGGAUUAGACCUCUGCCCUGGAAGGGGAGAUUUCUAUUAUCAUGCAAACCCAAAUUCUGUCGUUCUCCUUCAGAAGUUACAGUAUUGAUUUGGCAGACCCAUUGUUCUUUAUCCAUGUGGAUGUUCAUCACAUUUAGAUGGAAAUUAUGCCACGUAAACAUUUAGGUUGAGAUUAAGCCACUAUUUUCUUCUCUUGUACCUCUUUCUAAUUUUUUAUAAGCUAUCAGAAACAGAAUUUAAAAAAAAAGAAACAGGUAAGAACUUAAAGUACCAAAUGUCACUGAUUUUAGGUACAGCAUAUAUGUACAGCAGCAUCUUUCUUUGGCAGGGGCAGAGGGAGAUUCAAUAAGAAGCUUUAGUGACAUCUCCAUACGCUGAAUUGCUCUUGAAGUCUGUAAUAUUUUCUGGCUGAUAUGAUCAAACGUGUUCAUCAUAGUGUUAUCACACUGCAAUCAUUGUAGCUACAUCUAUAGCUAACAGUUUAUAAAAGGUCUGUAUUUUUCUGGUGAGGAAAAACCAUUACCUCUUAACUGAAUUACCAAAUGUACCUUGAAACUGAGUGAAUGAAUGUUGCCCAAAAGUGAUAUUUUCAGUUUUGAUUUAAAAGUUGGUUGCAGUAUGUCAUGUUUCAGCAUUGUGUUAAAAGGGGAUUGUUUUUGGGGGCUUUGUUUUGUUUUGUUUCCAAAAAAAUUGCAGUAACUGAAAUAUAAGUUAAUAAUAUUCCUCAGAGUUAUGCUCUCAUUGUGGUUUUGAGUGAGCUGAUGCAUGUAGCAAUUAAUUCCAAAACAUUAAUUUGCAAAGUUUUAAAACAAAUAACAAAACCCUAAACAAGGCAAUAGUAAUAUAUCACAGAAGACAGAGACAGCUUGUGUGUCUAAGUGAGCUUUUCAACUGU